This is a messenger RNA of Acanthopagrus latus (yellowfin seabream), 4942 nucleotides long. It is a transcript of the gene ctnnd1, whose product is annotated as catenin (cadherin-associated protein), delta 1. The record is from RefSeq and is a predicted model, not a curated record. Gene Ontology annotation, cellular component: cytoplasm; nucleus; plasma membrane. Lineage: Eukaryota; Metazoa; Chordata; Actinopteri; Spariformes; Sparidae. Gene Ontology annotation, biological process: cell-cell junction assembly; cell-cell adhesion. The coding region runs from base 94 to 2856 and encodes 920 amino acids. The transcript is spliced from 22 exons. Gene Ontology annotation, molecular function: cadherin binding.
CCCACCUCUUCCCCCCAGCGGAGAGGAAGAGCAGAGACAAGUGAACAACAAGCCGAGGCGAGGAAGAUAGGAAACUAACUGCAGAGCGUGUGAAUGGAGCAGUGUGCGAGUACGGCCUCCCUGCUGGCCUCGGUGCGGGAGCAGGAGAGGCAGUUUGAGAUGCUGAGCCGAGCUCUGGAGGAGGAGCGGAGGUCGUGUGCCGGCACCCUGCCCCGCCCCCUCCCCAACAUGCAGAACGGCCGCCUUCCUUGUGAUGCGGACAUAGAAAGGCUGACACUGAACGAGGGUUACAUCAACGGGUCACAUCACUUCAGGAUGGAGCCUGGUCAGGUGUUGCAGGAGUCAUACACGGUGGAGGAAGACCCCCAGGAGUCGCCACCUGUUGUCUCCUUAGAGACCAGUGACGAUGGGACCACGCGGCGCACAGAAACCACGGUAAAGAAAGUUGUAAAGACGACCACCACUCGCACAGUUAUCCCCUCCGUGUCAGACACACUUUCCCUUGAUGGUGGGGGUUCAGUGACAGGUAUGGGAGGCUACCCUGCACCCAUGGUCUACAGGCAGGCACCCCCAGGUGGCAUGCCAAUGGACUACCCUACUCACACUGUGCCCCGCAACUACCACUACGGACCACCAGGGGCCUACGACGACUACCGCCCUGGACCCCCAUCGGAGACAUACGCAAGCCUUAACAGGGGAGCUCGCAUGGAUGAUCGCUAUAGACCGGUCCAUCCAGAUGGUUACAGAACUCUCGAUCCAAGCUACAGAGCCCACAGCAGGAACCAGCUGGACCCCUAUGCUGCUCAACCACAGGUUGUGCGUAUGGGAAGUGCCUUGGAGCUAUCGGCCAUCCCGAGGUUUGUCGCAGAGCCGUAUGGUCUGGAGGAUGAUCAGCGCAGCAUGGGCUAUGAUGAGCCCGACUAUGGAUUGGGACACCCAAUGCACUACAGCACUGUGCCCCGCAACCUCCAUGCAUUUCCUCAUGGUCCCCCACGCAGGGCUGGGAGCUACGAAGGCACCUUGGAUGGCGAUAUGAGUGGUCCAGGGGACAUGUACUAUUGGGGGGGAGGGGCACCGCUGGCCCAGGGUGAAAGAGGCAGCAUGGCCUCGUUGGACAGCACUCUGAGGAAAGGUCCCGGCCCCAGCGGCUGGCGUCAACCAGAGCUGCCAGAGGUCAUUGCCAUGCUCAACUACAGGCUGGACCCCGUCAGGAGCAAUGCAGCUGCUUACCUGCAGCAUCUCACCUAUAAGAAUGAUAAAGUGAAGUCUGAUGUGCGUCGUCUGAAAGGCAUCCCAGCGCUGGUCUCUAUGCUUGACAUCCCAAACAAAGAGGUUCACUACGCAGCCUGUGGAGCACUAAAGAACAUCUCAUUUGGCAAAGAUCCAGACAACAAGAUCGCUAUCAAGAACUGUGAUGGAGUGCCUGCUUUGGUCCGGCUGCUGAGGAAGACCAGGGACCAGGACCUCACUGACACUAUCACAGGGACACUGUGGAACCUGUCAUCCCACGACUCUGUGAAAAUGGAGAUUGUGGACCAUGCGCUGCAUGCCCUCUCUGAUGAGGUGAUGGUGCCCCAUUCAGGCUGGGAGCGAGGGAGCAACGGAGCAGGAGGAGGGGAGGAGAACUGCAAGCCCAGACAUCUUGAGUGGGAGACUGCGCUCACCAACACAGCAGGCUGCCUGAGAAAUGUGAGUUCAGAACGAAGUGAGGCGAGGAGGAAGCUGAGGGAGUGCACAGGACUGGUCGAUUCACUUAUGUACAUCGUCCAGUCCCAGAUCGACUGUAAAGAUGUCGACAAUAAGUUGAUAGAGAACAGCGUGUGUCUGCUGAGGAACUUGUCCUAUCAGGUGCAUCGCGAAAUCCCCGGCUGUGAGCGCUACCAGGAGGCCCCGCCCAUCAACCAGGGCCCUGCCCCCUCCAGCCAGAAGGGUGGCUGCUUCAGCUCCCGCAAGAGCAAAGAUGAGUGGUUUUCCAAAGGUAGGAAAGAUGAGGAUCCAGCUGCAGACAUGAUAGACAUUCCAAAGAGGACCACACCUGCUAAAGGUUACGAGCUUUUGUACCAGCCAGAGGUGGUCCGCAUCUACACCUCUCUGCUGAAGGAGUCCAAGAACCCCACCGUGUUAGAAGCCUCAGCUGGAGCCGUUCAGAACCUGUGUGCUGGACGCUGGACUUAUGGGCGUUACAUCCGUGCCUUGCUGCGUCAGGAGAAGGGUCUACCCAUGAUGACCGAGCUGCUAGCACACGGUAACGACCGCGUUGUCCGCGCCAUGUCUGGGGCCCUCCGCAACUUGGCCAUCGAUGCACGCAACAAAGAUUUACUAGGUAAACAUGCGGUGCCUCACCUGGUGGCCAACCUGCCUGGCGGUGGUCAGAGUCAGCCGGUGCGAGCGCUAUCAGAAGAGACGGUGGUGUCAGUUUUGAGCACACUCCAUGAGGUGCUGGGCUCUAGCCUGGAUGCAGCCAAGACCCUCAGGGCCUCGCAGGGAAUCGAAAGACUGGUGCUCAUUAACAAGGACGGUAACCGUUCUGAGCGGGAGGUGCGUGGGGCCGGCCUGGUGUUGCAGACAGUGUGGGGUUACAAGGAGCUGCGGCGCCUUCUGGAGAAGGAUGGCUGGAAGAAGACGGACUUCAUGGUCAACCUGAACCCUCCCAGCACCAGCACCAGGGCCAACGGAGGAUAUGAGGACAGCAGCACCCUGCCACUCAUAGACAAAGGAGGCAAAGGGGACCGGGAAAUGAUUCCAAUGAAUGACUUGGGACCAGAUGCCUACUCCACACUGGACCAGAGAGGGAGGAGGAACACUCUCGAUAACACACUCGAACCUGCUGACAGAGAUGCAGUGCAGAAAAACUGAUUGUGUGCAUCACAAGACGACAACCUCCUCCCACUUACUGCCCUUGCUGAACUGACAAUGGGGGACCACAACACUACCGAUGGGACUAAACUCCAUCCUUAACUCUCAACUCGUCUGUCUCUCUUCACUCUCUCGCAGCUUCUUUCUUUUCUCUCUUUGUUACAUUCCUCCAUUUGCAGCUGAAAAACAGAAAACCACACAGUAAAACUGACGUGGAUCUACGCUCCCCGUGGACAAACCGGACGAGACACUAUGACCACUUUGUGCUCCUCGAGUCCCUGAACUCCAAUACACAAACCACUCGAUCAGAUACCGUGGCCACAGCACUACAUCUCCACGCAACAACACUAUGACGCGUCUGGACAACACUAAUUCUGUGGCUUCAUCUGAACUUAUCUCUUACUUGGAGGUCGGAGUGUAGACUUAGACUAGUUAAACUGAUUUAGAAAGAACUAUGGUAUCAGAAGGGGACACUUUUUGGUGAAAUUUUACAGAAAUGGCUAUUACACUACAUUUCGAAGAAAUCGAAAGAAUGUUUCCCAUUGUUUUUCUCUCUCUUACAAGAAAAACAAACAAUUUCCUACCACUGAGAAUCAAUGUUUAAUGAUCUUAUCAGAUAAUGUGUAAAGCUUCUGUUUUGGUAGUGGUUAUUCCUGUUCUUGCUUUGCUCUGUACCACAGUAAUGCACAUGUGCCAAACGACACUGCUAAUGCUGCGACUGCCAAUAUAGAAUGCAAGAACUUCACACACUCAGACUUUUUACAGCAGCUACACUGAAAUCAGUCUUCAGCUUUAGUUUUGUGCACAGUACGUUUCAAUGACAGUCCAUCGCCAACAUGCAUGAGGAUGCUGCAUUUCCUGUAUUUGAUUGUAAUCCAUAGACAUGGAUCAGACAAAUAAUGUUCCAUCUCGUUGGAAUAGACACAUGUUCCUAAAGUGAAGUUUCUGUUAAAUGUAAGCCCCUUUGUUUUUGUAAUUAUUGGGAGCUAUCGCAGGAUUCAGUGGGUGCAUUUCUAAUCCUAUGAAUGUGUACAUACAAGACUGUCUCUAGGAGCAUCUGUGUGGGCUUAACUGGAGUGCCUCACUCAUUCAGAAUAGGUCUGAUGGGUUUGUCUGAACUGACAGGGGUAACCAAUCUCAAGGUGUCUUUUUCUCAGCAGGUAACAAGUUGGGAAUAAUGUAUAUGGAACUCAGCAGUUUUCUAUUCUGCAAGAUAAUGGACUAUGUGAAGUUGUUUGUAUGUAAGAGUUGAUUCUUGUCAUUUGGAAUUGUGUUUUUUUUUAUAUAUAUAUAAGAUAUAAAACUCUUGAGUUCUGUAUGAUUUACUGCUAACUAUAGCCUACUUGGCUUUAACUACAGAACAGUACAUGGGAGAAGACACAGUAUUGUCUGUUUUUGCCUGCAUUUCUUAAGUACUCGCCUGUUCUGUAGAAGAAUGCAUAUACUUAGUGCCGAGUGAGAUGUAGAUACUUACUGAGUGGAUGAUUAAAGAAGCACUAGGGGGGGUACAAUGUGUGUUUUUCUUCUUUUCCGCCUUUUUUACCUUUCCUUUUUGUUUUCCAUGCCAUUGAAACACGACAGAGGGUGCCUCGUUUUCUCAAAGUAACAAGUUGCCUUCAAGAGUGAACUAAAAGAGGAGAAUAGAGGAGAGCAAGGGUUUGUGUUAGAAAAAUCUUUGUGUAAGGAGGCAUAGACCAGAAUCUACCAGUAAAGUGGAGAAAAAAUAAAAGCACAUUUAAACUAUAUAUACAAGAGAAUAUUUGUUAAUUUUAAUGGUUUUAUGUAUUUCUUUUUUUAUACUGAUUUGGGUUUAAUUGUUUUGGGUGCUCUGGGUGAACGCAUAUGCAAUCAGUUUUUGUGUUUUGAUUGAAAAACAUGCAGUUAAUGUCUUAAUUCAGUGCAAACCAAGUUAAUAAAAUCCUCCAUCACCUUCAUCAGAUACUGGAACACUAAUGGAAAAAAAAAUCUGAUUUUGGACUACACCAUUAAUCUCUUUGCCUUGGCUCUCAAAGUUGCACAUUCUCAUUUAUGAAUGAAUUAUGUAACUAGCAAUACUGUUUUUAAUAAAAAAGAAAAUGAUUUCUCA